Eupeodes corollae is the source of this 2163-nucleotide messenger RNA. It is a transcript of the gene asun, whose product is annotated as protein asunder. Gene Ontology annotation, biological process: regulation of mitotic cell cycle; centrosome localization. The coding region runs from base 107 to 2089 and encodes 660 amino acids. The transcript is spliced from 7 exons. Gene Ontology annotation, cellular component: integrator complex. The record is from RefSeq and is a predicted model, not a curated record. NCBI's taxonomy places the organism in Eukaryota, Metazoa, Arthropoda, Insecta, Diptera, Syrphidae.
UGUCAACUUGGCUUUGAUUUCAUUCGAGCCAAAGAGCCGGGUAAUAGAAAAAUAAAAAUCUUAUUCCGGAUCCCGGGAAGAAAUUUAAUAUUUCAAAUCUAGAAAAAUGUAUGACAUCAAUCACAAAACUAUCUUUGUGCUCGACCAUACACAAUAUUUCAGCAUAUCCAGCGAGGAUUAUAUUGAUUUGGAUUUUCUCAAAGGCAAAACAUCGAGCGAUGUCGCAUUUCCACAAUUUGCCAAAAGUUUAUGGACAUCUUCGGUGGAGGCUUCUGUUGAAUAUUGUCGCAUUGUUUGGGAUCUAUUUCCAAAAGGAAAGCUGAUUCGCUUCAUUGUGAGCGAUACUGCGGCUCAUAUAGUCAACACUUGGGGAUUAACCACUCAGAAUAUGUCACACGUCCUCAAUGCCAUGGCCAUGGUUGGAGUACCACAACGCAAUACACCUCAGUCUUCUGACUUCUCCGUGAUUCAUGGUCUAAGAGCAGCAAUCGAAGCUUUAGCUGAACCUACACUGCAUCAAAAGGACCUUCAGGCUGAACUGGGAGAGACCACCAAGGUGCCGAACAAAGGUCGUGUCAUAUGCAUAACAUCAGCUCGUGACAAUCCCAGUAUGAAGAGUCUUGAGGAUAUUUUCCAUACAGUUCUCAUGCAACAGAACACAGUGGCAGCGACCCAAAAUAAAUUCCUACACAUUGAUCACUGUCAUUUGGUUAUUAUAAAUGUAGUCCCUCUGAAUAUGGAGUCUCUAGUCACAAAUCGAGCCUUACGUGAAAUAUCUCCAGCAUUAUCGACUGAACUACACUCCACAAGUGCCCCGUCUAUUUCGAACAAAUUAACUCAUUUAAUUUUAUCACACUACAACUUGGCCAGCACGACCGUCACUGGGAUUCCCAUGAAGGAGGAACAAAAUGCCAAUUCAAGUGCUAACUAUGAUGUGGAAAUUCUGCAUGCUAAGAAUGCACACACAAUCAUCUGCGGAUCAGAGGCAUUGCUGCCGACAAGUGUAAAGGAAGGGGCUGAGUACAAUACGGUUACAUUAAAAUGGUGUACGCCACGAGGAUUUGGUGCAUCCGAUAUGCAGCCCUGUUUGGCUAUGCAUAGAGUUACUCCGGUGGAUGUUACUUCCAGACCGAGUUCUUGUUUGAUUAAUUUCUUACUGAAUGGUCGAUCUGUGCUACUGGAGAUGCCAAGGAAAACUGGUGGCAAACUAACCAGCCAUCUGCUCUCAGCCCGUGGUGGUGAAAUAUUCAUCCAUGCCUUACAAAUAACUCGCUCUUGUCUGGAAGAUCUCCCAUCGAUAUCCGAAGGUGCUGGCGGUCGUGUAACUGACUACCGAGUGAGUGAUUUUGGUGCCUUUAUUCGUGCCCAUAAAUUGUUUCCGAUGAAAGCUGUUCCUGAACAUCCACCUGAUGAAAAUCUAGAGCGGGCUCGAGCUAAAAUGUAUCGUCGUUCAAGAUAUUUUCCCCUCACGCUUAGCACAACAAUUGCCUACAAUGUUCGUUAUUUGGAUUAUUUGUUGAAGAGAAUCACAAAAGACGAAUUAGACGAAGCCGAUGUACUUCAAUGCAAACAAACAAUUUAUAAUGUUAUUGGUUCUGCAUCACGUGGAGAAGCAUUAGCUUUGCCUAACAUGGGAAAUAGACUGAAAGGAACGAAAAAAGACGAUCAAUACAAAUUACUUUGGUCCGAGUUAGAAGUCCUCAUUCAAAAUAGUGGAGACAGUCCACAACAUAAACAAAUUUUACAAAUCCUGCAAGAAUGUAGAUCAAGAAGUGCUGAGCCAACAGCAAAAUCAGAUUCGGAAAGUAGUCGAGACGCACCAAGAAAUAUAAUAAGAGCGACGACAGAUUCACCUCUAUCACCACCUCACAGUAUGGAAGGCAAUUUCUUAAGUAAAGCUAAAAGAAACCUUGCAUCAAAUGGUCAUAGAUCGUUGUUAGAUAUUUUUGUUUCGGCAGAAAAGAGUCAAAAUCAAAAGAGACUGGAUUUUACCGGCCGUAUGUGUACACCUAUUGGUCAAGUAGCAAAGCUUUAUCCAGAUCUUGGUAUGAAAGAUGCGGCAGUUAAAGACGAACCAGCACCCAAAUGAUCUAAAUUGGGUACUAUUAGAUAUAUUUUAUUUUAAAUCUAGAUAAUAAAUAACGAUUCAAUUUAAAACAAAAA